UACACGCAUACGCGUGGUCCUCCGCCGCGACUUCUGACCCGUUAUCUCGCGCCGCGCUCCCGUAUCGCACUCCGCUCCACAUCCCGACACAAUACACUACACAUAGCGUAUGAGCAGUUUCUCUACAAUGUUGGGAACGUGGUUAGUGGCGCUUUGUGUAGCGUCAGCGCUGGGGUGCGAGCUGACUCCCCCUGAUGAUCCGUCCCCCAAGUCCCCCGGGGACAACUUCUAUCGCCUCAUCAUCAACGGGGAGGUGGAGCGGUAUGCUCCUGACCAAAGAUAUGUCGUGACCCUAGUAGGCUCUCGGACACAUGACGUCGUGCAGCAGUUCACCAAGUUCCAAAUAAAGAUCGACCCCCUGGACCCCGCCCAACCGCGCAGCAUCCGCAAGCAGGGCCAGUUCCAACUGUUCGCUGACACGCUCACCAAGUUCGAUGAUGAGUGCCUGAACUCUGUGAUUGAAGCUGACGAUCUGCCUAAAACCGAAGUGCAGGUUAUGUGGAAGGCGCCGCCGGCGGGCUCUGGAUGCGUUUUGUUGAAAGCGAUGGUGUAUGAAAACGUCAGCAAAUGGUACGCAGAAGACGGUCAGCUGACCAAGCGUGUUUGUGAGGACACGUCCGUCACCGCGUCCGACUGCUGCGCCUGCGACGACGCUAAGUACAAGUUGGUGUUCGAGGGUCUGUGGUCCGCGCAGACGCAUCCAAAGGACUUCCCCGUGCAAGCUCUGUGGCUCACCCACUUCUCCGACGUCAUCGGCGCCACGCAUCCCAAGAACUUCAGCUUUUGGGGCGAAGGGCAGCUCGCUACUGACGGUUUCAGGUCGCUAGCGGAAUGGGGCUCAGUGGGUCUGCUGGAGCGCGAGCUGCGGCAGCAGGGCGGCAAGCUGCGCUCCAUCGUGAAAGCGCAGGGGCUGUGGCACCCCAAGGUCAACUCCAACACCAGCGCCACCUUCACUGUGGACCGCAAGAGGCAUCUUCUCUCCGUCGCGUCUAUGUUCGGUCCAUCUCCCGACUGGGUGGUGGGUGUGAACGGCCUGGAACUGUGUAACAAGGACUGCUCGUGGGCGGAGUCCAAGGUUGUGGACCUGUUCCCGUAUGACGCUGGCACUGACAACGGUAUUUCUUACAUGUCUCCAAACUCGGAGACAUUUCCACGUGAGAGAAUGUAUCGCAUCACUACCAUGUACCCUGAAGAUCCUCGAGCUCCCUUCUACAAUCCCGAUAAGAAGGAGAUGGAGCCCAUGGCACGGCUCUACCUGACGCGGGAGAAGGUCAUCUCCCGGGGAUGUGAUGAGGAGACGUUGCAGAGCUUUGUCGCUGAGGAAGCCGAGAAUAGCCAGUCCGUGGAUAGGCCGGAGUGCGCGGUGACGGAGUGGAGCGCGUGGUCGGCGUGCUCGGUGUCGUGCGGCAAGGGGCUGCGCAUGCGCACGCGCGAGUACCGCCUGCCGCAGAAGGCGCAGAUGUUCGCGUGCGACCGCCAGCUCGUGUCCAAGGAGAUGUGCGUCGCCGCGGUGCCCGAGUGCGAAGGAGACAACAACGCAGACGAGGAGGAAAACGACUUUAAUGCUCCUACAGAGGACGUGGAAGGGAUCUGCAAGACGUCGGAGUGGAGCGAGUGGAGCGAGUGCUCCGUCACGUGUGGCGUCGGCGUGUCCACCCGCAGGAGGCAUUUCCUCAAUCAUAUGGGCAUUAAGAAGUGCCCCUUGGUGCAAGUUGAGGACACCCGCAAGUGCAUGCAGCCGCAGUGCACGGAGCAGGAGCAGGACAUAUCGGACCCGACGUGCCCGACGAGCGAGUGGGCGGCGUGGUCGCCGUGCUCGGCCUCGUGCGGGCGCGGCGUGCGCUUCCGCACGCGCCUGCUGCUGGUGCCGGCCGACCGCCAGCGCGACUGCUCCGCGCGCGUCGAGCUGCUGCAGCAGCGGCCCUGCCAGGAGCGGGACGACUGCGCGCUCGACAUGCCCACCGCCAAGCGUAUUUGCAUGGAAGCGCCGGAGACGGGCCCGUGCCGCGGCGUGUACCAGCGCUGGGCAUUCGUUGCCAUGAAGGGCAUGUGCAUCCCCUUCACCUACGGCGGUUGCCGUGGCAACCAGAACAACUUCCUCACGCAGGAGGAGUGUAUGGACACUUGCAAGGUUCUUAUGGGCGGCGGUGCCCCCGGCGCAGUGGUGCCCCCAAAUAACCAGUUCGUCCCCGGAGUGAGCACCAACUACCCCGGUCUGAGUAUCAACUCCAUUGUGCCCGUCCCACCAAUAGUUAGCGGUCUGCAAACAAACGACUGCCAGCUGGGCCCGUGGAGCGAGUGGAGCCGCUGCAGCGUGUCGUGCGGCAUCGGCUACCAGGAGCGCAAGCGAACUGUUUUGGCACAGCCAGGCCCCGGAGGCGCGCCUUGUCCGACGCGUCUUUCUCGACGAAGACGCUGCACAAGAAAUUGUUAAACUUUUUAGUUAGAAGGUUAAGCUUGCCCAAAGAUUAUCAUGUAUUUUUAAUAAAGGCUUACACUUA
Zerene cesonia (dogface butterfly) is the source of this 2501-nucleotide messenger RNA. It is a transcript of the gene fat-spondin, whose product is annotated as spondin-1. The coding region runs from base 110 to 2434 and encodes 774 amino acids. Lineage: Eukaryota; Metazoa; Arthropoda; Insecta; Lepidoptera; Pieridae. The transcript is spliced from 15 exons. Gene Ontology annotation, biological process: cell adhesion. Gene Ontology annotation, cellular component: extracellular matrix. The record is from RefSeq and is a predicted model, not a curated record. Gene Ontology annotation, molecular function: serine-type endopeptidase inhibitor activity.